AUGACAUCGCCAUGUUGUAAUGCAGCCGAAUAUUGCCUAGUUGUUUUAGGAUCAGCCGGUGUAGGCAAAACAUCGUUGGUAUCACGAUUUUUUUACGAUAAAUUGAACGAUAACUAUCAGCCAACUCUACAAGAUAGCCAUCGUAAAGAAAUUAUGGUAAACGAUUUUACAUUAAAAUUGCAUGUUAUCGAUACCACUGGUAAAAAUGAAUUCCCGGCAAUGCGUAAAUGGUCUAUAAUGCAUGGUGAUGCAUUUGCCUUAGUCUAUUCUAUUGAUGAUUUAGCAUCAUUUACAAUGCUAGAAGUGAUAUAUCAACAAAUUUUGGAGGAAAAAAGCGGUAAAGAUUAUAAAAUUUUAAUUGUUGGUAAUAAAAGCGAUUUGGAAGUAGAUCGACAAGUUGCUCAAUCAUCAGCUAAUUUAACUGCAGCAAAUUGGGGUUGCGAUCAUAUGGAAAUAUCAGCUAAAAAUGAUCAAAAUGUUUACAGUGUCUUUUUUAAUAUCUUAACACAGAUACCGCUACCGUGUCGUAUUUCAUUAGAGCAUUUAAAGCCAUCAACAUCAUCAUGGGAUAGUAAUACAAGAAGGAAAAAAUUCAAUAAAGUUAAAUCAGUUACUGUCAUGGACAGUACAGCCUCAACACGACGAAAUCGUAUGAUGUCAAAUAAGCGUAAAAUGAUCAGUCAAAGUUGUAUCAUAUCGUAA
Messenger RNA from Trichoplax adhaerens, 702 nucleotides. RefSeq lists its product as uncharacterized. Gene Ontology annotation, molecular function: GTP binding; GTPase activity. The transcript has a single exon. The record is from RefSeq and is a predicted model, not a curated record. NCBI's taxonomy places the organism in Eukaryota, Metazoa, Placozoa, Uniplacotomia, Trichoplacea, Trichoplacidae. Bases 1 to 702 code for a protein of 233 amino acids.